This is a messenger RNA of Alternaria viburni, 858 nucleotides long. RefSeq lists its product as uncharacterized. Lineage: Eukaryota; Fungi; Ascomycota; Dothideomycetes; Pleosporales; Pleosporaceae. The record is from RefSeq and is a predicted model, not a curated record. Bases 1 to 858 code for a protein of 285 amino acids. The transcript has a single exon.
AUGCGUGUUCUUACUUGGGUCACCUGGAUAUUCGUUUCCUUGAUGGGAGCUAUUGAUGCGGCUGCCAGCGAAACCUCAGGUGUCGUAGAAGUAGACCUAGUCUUCCCGCGCAACGACACAUACGCGCCAGCGCCAUAUGUGCCCAUCGUCUUUGCAGUUCGGAACCCCGAACUCGCGACGUUACUUGAUUUGCAUCUCAGCUUCCAAGUCUGGAAUAUAACGAACGGCUCAAUCGUCGACGAGGGAAGCUUCGGCGACCACUAUCGGGACGGAACCCUCAACUGGACAGACACGUCCAGCUCCGACCCGGAGCUCGUAUAUCGCCACUACACAGAACUCAACAUAGAGGGCAAAUGGAUGUUAAACUGGUUCCUGCGCUGGUCUAAUUGUACAUACGACCCUCUUCGGGAAAUACAUUAUCGAGAUUCCCAAGGGCAACGCUUCGGCUCAGGCAUCAAGUUCACCACGAAGAAGACUGCGCAGGGUAUUGAUCUUGUUGACGCAACAAAAGACCGGAGUUGCCCUGGAGAUCAGGGAAUAGCUGUCAACGUUGUUGAUACUACGAAGGUUACCGGAGGCUCCUACGGCGUGGGCGAACAGUGCGCUGUCUUGGACAAUUCAACCGUCACUCCCACUCCUUGCCGAGUCGAUAUCGAUUCUACCGCUGCUUCAAGCAUUGCGGCAGCCUUGACAGCAAGUCUCUGCUCUGAUGAGAAUCUAAUGUGGGUGGAGGCUGGAAGGGCUCCAGAGCCACAGAUCAGUUGCCCUGUAGAUGAGAGUGCCGCCCAGCAACUCCUCGUCGGGGGUCUAACAUGCCUAAUGGCUGCGAUUGGGGCUUUGAGCUAUCUCCUCUUGUAA